Messenger RNA from Drosophila ananassae, 1318 nucleotides. RefSeq names its product ras-related protein Rab-8A (gene RabX4). The transcript has 5 exons. The coding region runs from base 130 to 771 and encodes 213 amino acids. Lineage: Eukaryota; Metazoa; Arthropoda; Insecta; Diptera; Drosophilidae. The record is from RefSeq and is a predicted model, not a curated record. Gene Ontology annotation, molecular function: GTP binding; GTPase activity.
AGCAGAUCCAGCGGAUACAUAAACAAGCGCAGCAACCCGCUGCAACCCCUCGGAAACAAACCGAACGCCAACCCACCACCGCCACCACACUAUCGCCAGCACCACCAAUAAUAACAGCCCAUCUGCAACAUGGCACUGGACUUUGUGGCCACCUAUAAGGUUCUGGUGCUGGGCGACUCCAAUGUGGGCAAGACCUGCAUCGUCCACAGAUACUGCGAUGAGAAGUACUACGACACAUACAUCUCCACCAUAGGCAUAGACUUCAAGCAGAAACUGAUUAACCUCGAUGGGGUGCCCAUAAAACUACAAAUCUGGGACACGGCUGGGCAGGAGAGAUUCCGGACACUGACAACGGCGUACUAUCGCGGUGCGAUGGGCAUCCUGCUCAUGUACGACGUGACCAACCUAGAGAGCUACAAUAACCUGUCCUACUGGUUGCGCAACAUCCAGGAGAAUGCCUCUCCGGACGUGGUCAAGGUGUUGGCGGGCAACAAAUGCGAAUGCUCAUCCACUCAGCGCAUGGUGGACAAGGAGCGGGGCGAGAAGAUUGCCGAAAACUUCGACAUGCCCUUCUUCGAGGUCUCUUGCAAGUCAAACAUCAAUAUUGAAGAUGCGUUUCUUUCCCUGGCCCGCAAAAUCCGCGAACAAAGGGAGAGGCGGGGUGAUAACUUUGACAACGACGAGAGCAAAGACAAGAAAUCGCCUGGAUCGAAUGGCCUCGGCACCUUCAGUCUUGGGAGUCUUUCCGGCGAGAACCGCUGCACCUGCUAAACACUCAUUGAUGGAUUACGAUGUGAUCGCAACCGCAAACCGCAAAUCGCAAAACAGCAGACCUGAACCAGUUGUCCAAAGCCAAGUUCGUGCUGGGAUCACGUUUUAAAUGCCAACCAGUUGAGGUUCAGUCUGUGGACUCGCGAUUCAGAAUGUGCAUUUUAAGGUACACAUAGUCCAAGAGAACAUAGCAUAAAUAUUUUAGCAUAUUCCUGCAAAUACAUACGGUCGAUUAUACAUGCAUAUUGUCUCGAUUCCAAUAAUUAUAAUCUUAUGCUAAAUACAUUUAUACUCGUAAGAAAUUGAACCACGAUUUUAUGGAUGCAAGGCUGGUGUGUGAUGAUACUAGAAUUGGAGCUUAUUUCGGGGCUUAUUCAACACGUUAGAUCUUAUUCGAAAGUGAUGUCUAAAGAAGUACUUGUGUAGGACUCACUCUUCACUGCUUCCUAUCUUAGAAUCUUUAUCUUUUGAUUUGCUUGUAAAUCCUGUGUGUAAAAAUUGACUUAUUUUGAUUGAAUAAAUUGGUUUUGUAUAUUUAAAAAUUUUA